Priapulus caudatus is the source of this 1492-nucleotide messenger RNA. RefSeq names its product 39S ribosomal protein L4, mitochondrial-like. The transcript has 8 exons. Gene Ontology annotation, biological process: translation. Gene Ontology annotation, molecular function: structural constituent of ribosome. Gene Ontology annotation, cellular component: ribosome. The record is from RefSeq and is a predicted model, not a curated record. Bases 195 to 1013 code for a protein of 272 amino acids. Lineage: Eukaryota; Metazoa; Priapulida; Priapulimorpha; Priapulimorphida; Priapulidae.
AUUGGUUUUAACUUAACGAUAAAUUUUCUUUAUACCGAUAAUCAAAGAGCCGAUAAAUAAUAAUUAUACUAGUAUUACUACGAGUUUUUUGCGAAGGCUAAGUUAAAUUCAGUAUCUGCCGCUGGGUGUCGUUAAUGUCGCCACUACACAUGCAUUUUAGGUCGCAAAGUUAAUCCUCGAUAUUUAGUUCAGCAAUGUUAUUAACGGGUGCCGUACGUGCUUCGAGAAACCGUUUGCCAUCGUUGAUAGCAAAUUUAAAAAAGCGUCACAUAAAGACGUCAUGUGCUCUACAGGAUAUGGAGGACACGCAUAUGCACACACACGAUGCUGCAGUCAUUCAAGGUGAUCCAGUUGUGCGACCUCCUCGCGUGCUGCCUCUUGUCACAAGCCGCACGCUGCAGUUCCCGAAUCCUUAUCGGACGCCUGCGCAGGCCUGGCUAGAGAACAUGGACACGGUGCAGGCGGAGAAGCUUGGUAUCGUCGACCUGCAUCCUGACGUCUUUUCAGUCAUGCCCAGGUGCGUGGAUGCUUCCGAUGCUUCCACACGGGACGGUAAUGAAAUAUUGUUGUCACCAGGUGGUAUCAUAGGCCCUAGAGGACCAAAGUCUUACUUUUACAUGCUGCCAAAGUCUGAACGUAUUGUGGGCCUCACAACUGCUUUAUCGGUGAAGCUUAUGCAGAACUAUUUACACAUUGUAGACACUUUGGAUAUCCCAACAGAUGAUUCACAGUUUUUAGAAGACAUGGCAGAAGAAAGAAACUGGGGCUUGUCAGUUCUAUUUAUUGAUGAUGUUGACAUCAUAUCAGAGAACAUGGCUUUGGCACUAGAUAAUGUUCCUAGUUUUAACGUAAUGCCCGUAUAUGGUUUGAACGUGUACAGCAUGCUGAAGCACGAGACGCUCGUCCUCACGAUGGCCGCGCUCGAACGCAUCGAGGACCGACUGCUCACGCAUCUCCACAGCUUCACUCGCACGGACGACGUCACGCGAUCCACGGCUCCCUGCUUUCCAUAGCGACGCCCGCCGCACGCUACGUGCUGCGGGGUCUCGCGCGGAAAAUCUGCCGCGUGCGCGCGAUCUGCAGCGUCAGUUUGACUGGAAGGUGGCGCCGCCUAUAGACGGAUUAACAAAUCACACAGCUUCGAUCGUGCGGCGGUGGAAAGUCGAUUCCCCGGUGAGCGGGUCUGCCCUCAUGUUCGAUGUGUGGAAAUCGCUAUGGGGGAUUACUCAUCCUCGUCUACUUAUUUGUGCGGACGCGUUUCACUGUUUGCAAAGGGAAAAAAUGAUUUCGGAUGUUAUCGUAUGUCAAGUAGUACGUACGCGUGCUGUGAGUGUAUCUUUACUCUGAGUAUAGAUAUGGUCGUGGUGUUACAAAUACCUGACUGAGUAGCCUCCACAUAGUGUUUUCACAGUGUUUUCGUUAAUAUUGCUACUGGACAGGUUGAUAACAGUAUGCAAAUAAAAUCACUACUUGUAAUUAUAUAAUACAUUCA